CCCAUUAGGGACUAUCAAAAGGGGAUGAAGGGAAUAACAAAGACCGGAAAUAAGUUCUCGAUACUCGAAUUAGUCACGGGAAAAACCGUAAAAGGGUUCAUUUAUUUUAUAGUUACGUACAAUCAGUCAAGCAAAAGAGUACAAAAUCAAAUGUUGGGUUCGAAAUAUGUUAGGUGUCAAAAAAACUCAAAACAAAAAAUAAAAAAUAAAAAAUUCCAAAUUAUUUAAUUGAAUCUACGGUCAAAGUAGUAGUCAUACACAAACACACACGCGCACACUCACUUUCUCUCUCCUCCGCCGUCAGCGCCACCUGACGCCGCCAUCUCCGACGCCGCUAUCGCACUCUACGUCGUUGCGACGCCGCCAUUUUCGACCACAUCAUCGACUGACACAGGCGACGACACUGCUGGAUUCUCUCUCCUCCAGUUGCAUCCUCUGAGUUUGCAUGUCGUAAAUUCGCCAUUUUCUGUUUGUGAGGAAUCUCAAGAAAGUGCUCAGGUUGUGUAGUUUGGGGGAUCACCAAGUACACAUCUUGAGCACUGUUGCUACUAUUGUGUCUCAUGAUGCCUAAGGUUUUAAACAUCUCAGAUACAGAAAGUUUAUCUGAUGGGGAGGAUGAAAACCAAAGCAUACGUGACAUAGAUGGAUUGGGAUUUGAAAUGACAUCGGAGGUUGCAGAGCCAAGGCAUCUUGGGGAAAAUGUUGCCAGCUCAUCGGGAACUAAUUUGAGAUCUUCUUUCAUUGGCAUGGGAUUUACUCCUUCUCUAAUAGAUAAAGUGAUUAAAGAAAAAGGGGAGGAAGAUGCUGGCUUGUUGUUGGAUACUCUCUUUGCAUAUUCAGCUGAUCAAAAGUCAAAUUCUGAAUCAUCAGAUUCGUUGGGUCCAUUGGUUGAUGAACGUAGUUACAACAGAAGCCCACCUGUGCCUGAUGCUCAGAAUCAUGUAGAGAAGACUCUGCAAGGAACAAAGUCUAUGUCAUCAUCAGAGUCAUUGGAUAGCUUGUUUGAUGAUGAUAAAGAUGUAGAAGCCAUCACAUCUGCAGAAUUUCAUCCAAAGCAGGAGCCUGAUGCAGUUGAGGAUCUUGAUGGUGACAAGAGGGCAUCAUUAUUAAUGAUGAAUUUUCCUAUUGCUGAUGUUGACUUUGCAAUCAGUAAACUUGGUAAGAGUGCUCCAAUCAAUGAGCUAGUGGACUUCAUCAUUGCAGCUCAGAUUGCUGAGAGUGAAAACGGUAACAGCCUGCCAAAUGGUGAUCAUGUGGACAGUAAUGAGAAUUGCAGUACGGAUGCUUUAUUUGGAACCAUGGACAAGACUCUACAGCUGCUUCAAAUGGGAUUCAACGAGCAAGAAGUUUCACUGGCUAUUGAAAAGCUGGGUUCGGAAGUGCCAGUCAUAGAGCUUGCCAACUGCAUAUGUGCUAGCCAAAUGGGUGAAUCUUAUCGUCUGAGUACUAAGAAUGCUUCGGUGCCUUCAAAGAUGAAGAGUUCAUCUCAUGAUGGUUCUUGGUAUCGUAUCAAGGGAAUGCAUGGGCAUAGUGGUGGUGAUAUAUUUGCUAUUAAAUCUGAAAAUUUUGAUGAAGACUUUUUUUCUCAAAGGAGCAGCAUGGGCUUAGGGAAUAUGUACGAAGGUAUAAAGCCAAAGGAAGAAUAUUUUGAUGAGCCGAGUUCUUCUAUCAGGGAUUUUGAUUUAGCUGAUAUAAAGGGUAAAAGGCCAAAAGAAGAAUAUGAAGAUUUGAGUACUCGUUCUUGCUAUUCUCGGAAAAAAUCAAAAACUCUUACGAUUGGCAACAAUCCAUCCCCGCACGGUAAGACCUUAGGUGACAAUUCUGGAAUACCCAAGCUAUCAAGGCCGUCUGGAAGAGGUAUUGAUAAAGUGCUUCAUGGACCUCCUUAUUUCUUAUACGGAAAUUUUGUGAAUAUAUCUGCCGAUGAGUGGCAAAAAGUAUCUCAAUAUUUGUAUGCACUCCAACCGGAACAUGUUAAUACUCAACAUUUUUCCGCCUUAAGCAGAAUGGAAGGAUACAUACAUAAUCUUCCUACUGAAGAUCGGUUCCAUGUUGAUCCAAAGUCGCCAAUGUCAAUUGAAGAAGCGAUACCACACGCGAAGAAGUGGUGGCCGUCAUGGGAUACAAGGAAGCAAUUAAGCUGUAUAAAUUCUGAUAAUGUGGGAUCAACUCAAAUUUGUAGUAGCUUGGGAAAGAUGUUAGUCAGCUCUCGAGGUGUACUUUCAAGUGAACGUCAAACAAAAGUAGUCUAUUAUUGUCGUACAAUGAAUCUUGUUUGGGCUGGCCCACAAAAGCUUGCCCCCAUGGAACCAGAACAUUUAGAACGCAUUCUAGGAUAUCCGAUUUACCAUACAAAAAAUCCUGACUUGAAUUUGGUGGAGAGGCUUGAAUCCUUGAAGCUUUGCUUUCAAACUGAUACAUUAGGAUAUUAUCUCUCUGUUUUGAAGCCCCUAUUCCCUGGUGGGAUAACUCUGUUGUCUCUUUAUAGUGGGAUUGGCGGAGCAGAAGUGGCACUGAUUCGGCUUGGAAUUUUUUUGAAAGCUGUUGUUUCAGUGGAGUCCUCUGAAACCAAACGUAAGAUUUUGAGAAGAUGGUGGCAGAAUACUGAUCAAGCUGGGGAGUUGGUACAGAUUGAAGGUAUUCAGAAGCUGACAAUUAAUAAACUGGAGUUCCUCAUGAAAAAGUUUGGUGGUUUCGACCUUGUUGUUUGCCAAAACCCAUGUACAUCUUCAGAAAAAGGCUCUAAGAUAGUUCCUGGAAAUGGUGAAGAUGUAGGGUUGGACUUCACAUUGUAUUAUGAAUUUGUUCGUGUCCUGCAACGGGUAAGAAGUAUGAUGGGAAGGACAUGACAAGCAAUAAAGUCGCUAUUCUGCGAGAGUUUAGUGUAGCAGACUGGAAUGGCGCUGCAUAGAUAACCCAUUUUUCAGAGCUUGAGAAUGUAAUAAGCUGUCAUAAAUCAUAAUGUAACUCAGACUCUCAGUUACAUUUACUGAGUGGUGAACAAAUCAAAUGAACAUCAAAUGCUUAUAAGGAGCUGCUCUUCAAUGUUAAUCAAAGAAGCAUGCUCCCCAGUUUGCUAACUAGUAAUUUUUUAAGUACUGCUCGAUUAGCUGAUAAAUCAUGUAUUACUAUUCAGAUCUCAUAUAAUUAUUGUUAUUUCUAAUCUAAUGAUAUCCAUCUUA
Chenopodium quinoa (quinoa) is the source of this 3182-nucleotide messenger RNA. Its product is annotated as probable inactive DNA (cytosine-5)-methyltransferase DRM3. Gene Ontology annotation, cellular component: nucleus. The record is from RefSeq and is a predicted model, not a curated record. The transcript is spliced from 12 exons. The coding region runs from base 561 to 2849 and encodes 762 amino acids. Lineage: Eukaryota; Viridiplantae; Streptophyta; Magnoliopsida; Caryophyllales; Amaranthaceae.